Molecule: messenger RNA, 2631 nt
Organism: Canariomyces notabilis
Lineage: Eukaryota; Fungi; Ascomycota; Sordariomycetes; Sordariales; Chaetomiaceae
Product: ARM repeat-containing protein
Exons: 6
Coding region: 1-2631 (876 amino acids)
Biological process (GO): protein import into nucleus
Cellular component (GO): nucleus; cytoplasm
Molecular function (GO): small GTPase binding; nuclear import signal receptor activity
Source: RefSeq, a predicted model, not a curated record
AUGGAAGGCCCGCCAGACAUCAAUACCGUCCUUACCAACUCGCUGAGUCCCGACGCGACUCUGCGACAUGCGGCCGAGCAGCAACUUACACAGGCCGCCGAGACAAACUUUUCACAAUACCUCCUCACACUCGUCCAAGCCUUGGCAAAUGAGAACGGCGAGGGGCACAUUCGAGCCGCGGCCGGUCUUGCCUUGAAAAACGCCUUCAGUGCACGCGAGUUUGCCAGGCAAGCGGCGCUACAAGCAAAAUGGCUGAACCAAACGGACCAAGAAACAAAGACACGCGUCAAGCAGCUGGCCCUCGAGACUCUGGGAUCCGCUAAUGCUCAAGCCGGCCAAGCAACCGCCCAGGUCGUUGCGGCCAUCGCGGCCAUUGAGCUUCCCCGGGAUCAGUGGCCAGACCUUAUGCACGCGCUGGUUCGGAACGUCAGCGAGGGCACUCAGCACCAGAAGCAAGCCUCCCUAACGGCUAUAGGUUUUAUCUGUGAGAGCCAGGAUACCGACCUCCGGAACAGUUUGGUCAAGCAUUCCAACGCUAUCUUAACGGCCGUCGUGCAGGGUGCGCGCAAGGAGGAGACGAACAAGGAUGUCCGCCUUGCUGCCAUCACCGCCCUGGGCGAUUCGCUCGAGUUUGUUGGCAACAACUUCAAGAACGAAGGCGAGCGCAACUAUAUCAUGCAGGUCGUUUGCGAGGCCACACAGGCUGAGGAUUCUCGGAUACAACAGGGGGCGUUCGGCUGCCUGAACCGGAUCAUGGCUCUGUACUAUGAGCAUAUGAGGUUCUACAUGGAGAAGGCUCUGUUUGGUCUCACCAUCUUGGGUAUGAAGAGUACCGACGAGGAUGUGGCUAAGCUUGCGGUUGAGUUUUGGAGCACCGUGUGCGAGGAGGAGAUUGCCAUUGAGGACGACAAUGCCCAAGUCGAAAGCUCUGACCAGAUGAGGCCCUUCUACUUCUUCAGCCGUGUCGCGACGAACGAGGUGGUACCCGUGCUUCUGGGCCUUCUGACUCAGCAAGACGAGGAUGCGGCAGACGACGAGUACAACAUUUCGCGCGCUGCCUACCAGUGUCUCCAGCUCUACGCGCAAUCUGUCGGUGCCACCAUCAUCCCCCCGGUCAUCCAGUUCGUCGAGGCCAAUCUGCGCCACGAGAACUGGCAUAACCGGGACGCUGCCGUCUCUGCCUUUGGCGCGAUUAUGGAUGGUCCCGAAGAGAAGGUGCUCGAGCCUAUCGUAAAGUCGGGCAUGCAGCCACUGAUAAGCAUGAUGGAGGAUCCCUCUGUCCAUGUCCGGGACUCGACAGCCUAUGCACUGGGCCGGAUUACAGAGACGUGCUCAGAGGCUAUUGAUCCGAGCCAGCACCUCGAUCCCUUGAUCCGUUCGCUGUUUAACGGUCUGAUGAACAGCCCCAAGAUGGCGGCCUCCUGCUGCUGGGCGCUGAUGAAUAUCGCGGAGCGGUUUGCAGGCGAGCCGGGCGCGGCUCAAAACCCGCUGACGCCGCACUUCAACCAGAGUGUCACCAAUCUCCUGGCGGUAACCAGCAAGCUGGAUGCCGAGCCUACCGUGCGGACUGCGGCAUACGAAGUCCUCAAUGUCUUCGUCCAGAACGCUGCAAAUGACAGUCUGCCUGCCAUUGCUUCCCUCUGCACAGUUGCCCUUGAGCGUCUGGAGCAGACGAUCCCCAUGCAGCAGCAGGUUGUCAGCGUCGAGGAUAGGAUUAUCCUGGAGGAUAUGCAGACCAGUCUCUGCACAGUCCUUCAGGCCACUAUUCAACGGUUGGACAAGGAGAUCACUCCACAGGGUGAUCGGAUCAUGGAGAUCCUUCUGCAGCUUCUAAACAGCGUUGGAAGCAAAUCUAGCGUACCUGAGUCAGCCUUUGCGACCAUCAGUAGCCUUGCGAACGCGAUGGAAGAAGAGUUCAUCAAGUACAUGGACGCCUUCGCUCCGUUCCUCUACAAUGCGCUCGGCAACCAGGAAGAGCCCAGUCUCUGCUCGAUGGCUAUCGGCCUCGUCAGCGACAUCACGCGAUCGAUGGGCGAGCGCAGCCAGCCGUACUGCGACAACUUCAUGAACUAUCUCCUGGGCAAUCUUAGGAGCACUGCCCUCGCGAAUCAGUUCAAGCCCGCCAUUCUCCAAUGCUUUGGCGAUAUCGCUGCGGCUAUUGGAGGGCACUUUGAGACGUACCUCACGAUCGUUGCCCAGGUGCUACAGCAGGCUGCUACCAUCACGGCUGGCGCCGACGGCUCAUACGAGAUGUUCGACUACGUCAUCUCCCUAAGGGAAGGUAUCAUGGAUGCGUGGGGCGGUAUCAUUGGUGCUAUGAAAACCAGUGGCAAGACCGCCAUCCUCCAGCCUUAUGUGCAAUCGAUCUUCGAGCUACUCAACAGCAUUGCUAAUGAUGCCAAUCGGAGCGAGGCUUUGAUGCGGGCGUCGAUGGGCGUCAUUGGUGAUCUCGCAGAUGCGUAUCCAAAUGGGCAGCUGGCCGAUGCUUUCCGGCAAGACUGGGUCACGGCGAUGAUCAAGGAGACGCGAUCGAACCGAGAAUUCCAGUCUCGCACCAUCGACACUGCUCGGUGGGCGCGGGAGCAGGUUAAGCGCCAAAUCGGCGGCACUCAAACCGUCAUGCAGACAUGA